AUGGUAGGUGGUCCCUACGUCAUGGUAGGUGGUCCCUACGUCAUGGUAGGUGGUCCCUACGUCAUGGUAGGUGGUCCCUACGUCAUGGUAGGUGGUCCCUACGUCAUGGUAGGUGGUCCCUACGUCAUGGUAGGUGGUACCUACGUCAUGGUAGGUGGUACCUACGUCAUGGUAGGUGGUCCCUACGUCAUGGUAGGUGGUCCCUACGUCAUGGUAGGUGGUCCCUACGUCAUGUAUCCAAGACGCUUGGCCCCUGAGGCAAGGAGGGUCCAUGAUAUUCCUCAAGGAACUAGUUUUAGGCUCAUUGACACUACUAGAGAUCCUAGAGAUGCCAGCUUUCAGCGCCUCAAUGUGGCGAUCCAGAGAGACAAUGUGUACUGUGUCCUUGUUUCUUGCCAGAAAGCUGAGGAGCUCCAAGUCUCCGUCUUUGACAGUCUCCGUGGUGUAGUGGUGUGGAAGGACAAGCGGGUGAGGUGGGACCCCAAGGACUAUGGCGGACUGGAUGUCCUACACUUCGGUCACGACGAGCUCUGGACCCCUGACAUUACCGUCUACAACAACGCAGACAUCACUGAAGUGGACCACUACGGCAACACCCACCUGGUGGUGUACAACGGGUGGGUGGUGUGGUUCCCGCCCGCCCACAUCUCCGUCGAGUGCCCCAUGGACAUCUCUCACUGGCCCUACGACACUCAGACCUGUCACAUCUACUUCGGCUCCUGGACCACGCACGGUUGGCAGAUCGAGCUCAGCUACCCUAACUUCACUAAACCGCUAACCAACCGGUACAACCUGAAGACGUCGUCCCAUUGGCACGUGAACGGCGGGACCCUGCGACGCCUCGACUUCUGGUACGAAGACGUGCCCGAGCCUUACUACACCAUGCACGCCGAGUUCACCAUCACCCGCAACUCUCCGUCCUUUGUCUCCACCGUAGUCCUCCCGGCCUGCGUUGUGUCGGUGUCGACGCUGGUGCAGUUCCUGCUGCCAGUGAGCCACAGCAAGAGGGUGACAGUGGGGUGCACGGCCGUCCUCCUCACCCUCCUCCAGCUCCUCUACCUCGCCCACGCCAUCCCUCCCCUCGGCACCUCCAUCCCCAUCAUUGUGCGGUUCUACGGACAGACGUUGGUGGUGGUGGUGACGAGUCUAGUGGUGAGUGGGGGUCUCCUGCGCCUGACCCAAGGGCCGCACCUCGCCCAACCUCCGCCGCUCAGCCUCAAGAAGCUGCUCACGGGACCCCUCGCUAACAUACUCUUCCUUCACGACUACACAGAGAAGGUUGGUCUGAGCGGAGGCGGGGCUGAGGACGGAGAGGUCCUGGAGGAGACCCGUCCUGCAUCCUACCUCCAUGAGUGGCUGCUGGUGGCCGCCGCCCUCGACCGCCUCGCCGCCAUCACCUUCGUCGCCGCCUUCGUCAUUACUCUCAUCGCCUACGUCGCUCCCGUCUGA
This is a messenger RNA of Procambarus clarkii (red swamp crayfish), 1449 nucleotides long. The record is from RefSeq and is a predicted model, not a curated record. Lineage: Eukaryota; Metazoa; Arthropoda; Malacostraca; Decapoda; Cambaridae.